AUGGACGACGCACAGGAUACACCGAGAAAUGUAGCGACGACGGCGACGACGACGACAACGACGAGCAGCGACUCGGCCGACGCUGCCUUUUCCAGGGCCAAUUCUGUCGACCCUCACGAUGAGUCCUCUUCGCCCGGAAAAACGAGGAAGACGCAGCAGCCAAAGAGAACCGUGUGCGAUCACUGCCGCCGGAGAC
Molecule: messenger RNA, 196 nt
Organism: Verticillium nonalfalfae
Lineage: Eukaryota; Fungi; Ascomycota; Sordariomycetes; Glomerellales; Plectosphaerellaceae
Exons: 1
Source: RefSeq, a predicted model, not a curated record